Molecule: messenger RNA, 663 nt
Organism: Sphenostylis stenocarpa
Lineage: Eukaryota; Viridiplantae; Streptophyta; Magnoliopsida; Fabales; Fabaceae
Source: the annotation of a GenBank genome assembly
AUGCCCGUGGGUUCCACGUCGGCGCCAUUGGCGGGAAAUCGAAGCAACCACUUCUUUCUCACUCCCUCCCUCACUCACUCAUUCCGUAUCCCACAUGCUUUCUCAUCUCCUCACCAUUCUAUUCCUUCUUUUUCCCCCACCCACACACUCUACAGUGGUCAAAGACCAUCAUCAUCCAUCCCAUCCCAUGCAUGCAUCUUCAUCCAUGCCGUGCGUCACGUGAUUCCCAUUAUGACAAGUGAAAAUAUCUUACUCAGAAUGGGACACCAAAUUAUGCACCACACACUCUCCCUCUGCACACACACUCGCAUCACAAUCCGUUAUAAUUUUGUAGCAACGGAAGCGUUCUUAGGUUUAGUCACCGUUGGCGGCGCAAAAAGCUGCAUGUCAGAGACCAACUCUCUCCACCCUCUCUUCUUGGCGCGUGUGAUGCACCUGGUGUGGGAGGCUAACAACGGAUUCAUCCCCAUCGUUGGAUUCAUUCGUGGGGAAACAGAAGACUCGAAUUCCAAGGAAAUAUCGAAAACACGCACAGGAGAGAGACAGAGGCAAAGACACUCUAGCGUCCUCCGUCUCACUGGAAACAAACAAGGACUUGUUGCGGAGUGGAGUGUUUUGGAGGAUUUCAUAUACAAAGAUUUUCUUAUCUCUUCAUAUUCUUAA